AUGCCUAUUCACACGUCACCGUUCCCUACCACACACGAUACAAUCGGCGCAUCAACCCUGAGCUCACCAGCGAGGGUACCAUCCUCUCCGCCGUCGCCGUCACCUCAGUCGCGUCGAAACAUUGAUAACGGCCAUGGAAGCUCCAACGGAGCAAACAAUCAAUUGACGUCCGCGUCGAAUGGCGUUGCUGCAAUAGAUCUAGACAAGCGACUCUCACAAUACACCGUCGAUUGGACCAAGUUCCCUGGAGGAAGUAAGGAGAAGGUCGAAGAUGUGUUUGAGGACGAGGACCAGGGACCAGAGUUUGGCGGGCCGGAAGAUUUCACAUUGAAUUUGGAAAAAUACUUGAAGGGCACGGCGUCUCCGGAAGACAGAAAACAACCAGACGAAGAUGACACAGAUCCAGAAGAAGACGCACUGCCAGAUUACUCACCCUCACCGUCGCCGCGGGUCCGGCAUCACCACAGCCAGAAUCAAGAGGAAGUCGAAGAAAGCGAAUUCGGCCCACCGGUAGACAUGUCCACACCGUCGCACUUGAUGUGGCGCAAGAAUUAUAGUUCGGGUAAAGAAGAAACGCGCUUGGAAGAUAUUGAAGAAAGUCUUCCUAGCUCCCCCGAGAAGGACAAUAGUCCUUCUAAGAACGGCGAUGAGAAUGACAUGGAAGAAAGCCGGACAUAUACGACCAUAUUUCGAGAAAUCGAGGAUUUGCAGAAGCAGCGACGGGAUUGGGAUGAGAAGAUUAAAGAGAAUGAAAGUCAACUGGCAUCUGCGAGAGAUGAGAUUGAGCAUCUCCGAGCAGAGCUCCGGCGCAAAGAUACGUUGCUAUCAGAGGCUAGUGAUCGGCUCGGUGAGGAGGGUAUGCUACGAGAACAGCUCAAAGCAUUGAAAUUAAAGGCAGAUGAGAAGGCUACAAGUAGCGGGGACGAUUCAGAAAAUAUUGCGAAACUGCAGGAGGAAUUGAGGGAUGCGCGAGAGCAGUUGGAAAAAAGAGACGAGGCUUUGGAAGAUGGCGGCACAAAGCUACGUGAGCUGACUGCAAGCAGUGAGCUGCAACUGCGCCAGAAGAACACUGAGAUUGACGAUCUCAAAGCUCAUAUUGACGAAAAGGAACUACAAAUUGCAGAAACGGACGAGGAGUUGACAGAAGUUCAACGGCAAUAUGAAGCUUUGAAAGGCAGGAUCGAGUCACUGGAGAUGCGCAAUAGUCCGCUUGAAGAGAAAAACAUUCUGCUCGAAAAGGAGUUGAGCAGUGUGAGAGCUGAGCUCGCUUCACAGAGAAACGCCGUCUUGACGAUGGCGGUUGAUUUGUCCGUUGAGAUCGAUGGGAAGGAUUACCACGACGUUAUUCGUAGUCUUCAACUGCAAUUGAAGGAAAUGAAAGAGUCCAGUCACAACCAUGGAAAAUCUACCCAGGUAGAAGAGGAGCUUCAAAGCAAACUAGACCAGGCGCAAUCUGCACUGCAACGAACUGUCUCCGAAAAGGAAGCUGCUGAGACAGAAUGGCAACGAUCAAAGGACCUACUCGUUGAAACCCGCAGUCUCAUCACAACGAUCGAAGGGGAGAAUACUCGCCUGGCCGCGCGGAUUCAAGAACUCAAUUCCAAUUUCGCUAAAGUCCGUGAGGAAGUUGAUCGGUUGAAAGAACAACAUCGACAAGAAUUAGCAUCCAUCAAUGUUCAGCCCACACCAGUACAACCCGCCAUCAAUAAUCCAGACCGAAUGAAUGAACUCCGCGAAGCCCACCGCCUCGAAAUCCAAAACCUCCGCGAAAUCAACACCAACACCAUCAACGACCUCCGUACCUCCUACAACGACACAAUCCAACAUCUCCGCGCAGUGCUCUCCACCUCCGAAAAGCGCGCAACCUCUUUACACAAUCAACUUCUAUCAACACAAGCAACAAUAACUACCCAAUCUAACGAAAUCAAUGUACUAAAAUCCGAAAUCGAGCAAUUACAAUCCACUCUAGCUUUAAAAGAAGAAACAUCCGCCGAAAUGGAUAAAAUGAUUGCCAAAUCGAUCGAGAAGCGAGAACGUGAGUGGGAGCGGAAGACGGAGUUGUUGCUCAAGGAAAGGGAUAAGAUGGGCAAAGCGUUGAUGUGGGCUUGGGGCGAGAAGGAAGUUGGCAAACCAUCUUCUGCUGAGCGGACGAAGAGCCGUGAAAAUGGUGGUGGUGGUGUUUCCGGGGAUGGGUCUGGCCCUGAGGAGAAGAAAGCGAGGCAGGGGUAUCGGUAUAAGUAUGUCGUGCGGUCUUGA
This is a messenger RNA of Talaromyces marneffei, 2256 nucleotides long. RefSeq lists its product as uncharacterized. Lineage: Eukaryota; Fungi; Ascomycota; Eurotiomycetes; Eurotiales; Trichocomaceae. The transcript has a single exon. The record is from RefSeq and is a predicted model, not a curated record. Bases 1 to 2256 code for a protein of 751 amino acids.